Molecule: messenger RNA, 1555 nt
Organism: Emys orbicularis (European pond turtle)
Lineage: Eukaryota; Metazoa; Chordata; Testudines; Emydidae
Gene: NUDT12
Product: nudix hydrolase 12
Exons: 7
Coding region: 73-1452 (459 amino acids)
Biological process (GO): NAD+ catabolic process; NADP+ catabolic process
Cellular component (GO): cytosol; peroxisome
Molecular function (GO): protein binding; NADH pyrophosphatase activity; metal ion binding
Source: RefSeq, a predicted model, not a curated record
CGACCGGAAGCGGAUGGUGGUGAGAUUUGUUUCUCUUCCGCCUGCGGCCGUCUCCUCCAUAACGCUGAGACAAUGACAAACACUGAAAGGAACCCCACGCACCAAAUGAUUUCUCAGCUGCACAGUUUUGCUGCUACUGGAGACAAGAUCAGAUUGACAGCGCUAUGCAAUCAUUCUCCAUCCCUUAUCAAUGAAGCUGCUGAGAAUGGUUGGACAGCCUUGAUGUAUGCUGCCAGAAAUGGACACUUUGAGAUUGUACAAAUUCUUCUUGAAAAAGGGUGUGACAGGUCCAUUGUCAAUAAAUCGAGCCAGACUGCACUAGACAUUGCUAAAUUUUGGGGAUAUAAGCAUAUAGCUAAUUUACUAGCAAAUGUUAAGGGUGGACAGAAGCCUUUUUUCCUGCCAAACGAUACAAUAGAGUAUGAAAAUUAUUUUAGCAGGACACUUCUGGAUAGAAGGAGUGAUAAAAGAACAGAUUCUAAAUGGUUAAACACAAAACAAAACCAUCCAGCCACGGUAUACAUCCUUUUCUCAAAUUUAAACCCAUUGGUCACUUUGGGUGGAGGGAAAGAUGGUUCCCAGCAGCCUGAAGUCAGGCUUUGCAGGCUGUGCCACAAGGAUGUAAAGGAAUACAUGAGCCAGACUGAAAAAGUCACCUUGAUUUUUCUUGGAGUAGAACUUCAGUUGGCUACUCUGAAUGGAGGAAUUCUGAAGGAAGAUGAAGAAGAUGGACUGGUUGCUUGGUUUGCCCUCAGCAUAGAUGCUACCUUUGCUGAACAGUUUAAACAGAGGCAUGAAGACUGUUAUUUUCUUCAUCCUCCAAUGCCUGCACUGCUGCAGUUGCCUGAAAAAGAAGCUGGAGUAGUAGCCCAGGCUAGAUCUGUUCUAUCAUGGCAUAACCGAUACCAAUUCUGUCCAACAUGUGGCAGUGCAACCAAGAUUGAAGAAGGAGGCUACAAGACGACCUGCUUAAAAGAAGACUGUCCCAGUCUUCAAGGUGUUCACAAUACAUCGUACCCAAGAGUUGAUCCUGUAGUGAUAAUGCAAGUCCUUCAUCCAGAUGGGAACCAGUGCCUUUUAGGCAGGCAGAAGAGGUUUCCUCCUGGCAUGUUUACCUGCCUUGCUGGAUUUGUAGAGCCUGGGGAAACAAUAGAAGAUGCUGUUCGAAGAGAAGUAGAGGAGGAGAGUGGAGUCAAAAUUGGCCAUGUUCAGUAUGUCUCUUGUCAACCAUGGCCAAUGCCCUCCUCCCUAAUGAUUGGUUGCUUAGCUGUUGCAGUGUCUACAGAAAUUAGAGUCAACAAGAAUGAAAUAGAGGAUGCCCGUUGGUUCACUAGAGAACAGGUCGUGGACGUUCUCAUUAAAGGAAACCAGCGUUCUUUCUUUGUGCCACCGAGUCGAGCUAUUGCACACCAGUUGAUAAAACACUGGAUUGGAAUGAAUGCUAAUCUUUAAAUUCAAGGAACUGAGUUCUUUGAGUUAAAUUACUGUUUCCAGUGACUGCUAAUGUAAAUAAAUUAGAAAUAAUUGGUCAUUUAGUGAAGUGGUGACCACAGUA